CAAAGAAAAAAGAUAAAAAAAAAGAUGUCGACUUUUCUUUGGUCAAUUAGAUCCUGGAUCACAACUGGCCUCCUUCGAGUCGCAUUCACCAUCCCAUCCACACACAAUGCUAGGCUGAUUGUUCAUGUAUUAGCCAAGUUAUUCUUUGGCUACGAUAGUACUUGGGUAAAGACAGAAGAACAUGGCUUCUGGGUUGGAAGAGACAUUCGUGACAUGAAACGAGAAGAGCUAGAUGAUCGUUUGGAAAACAGUGCACGCGUAGUAUUCUGGGUACCAGGUGGUGGAUUCAGAUUUAAUCUCGGCCUGUUGUAUGUACCGACUUUUAUAAACUGGCUGACUGCACUUGAUGAUAAGGGACUUCCAUCAACUUUCUUUGUAGCAAAGUAUAGACAUGGACCACACCAUUUGUUUGAAGAUGUUAUCCAGGACCUUACUCAAGCAUACGACUGGCUCGUGUACACAAUGAAUGUCCCGGCUCACAAGAUUGUUUUGGGUGCAGACGAUGCUGGUGUCGCUGCUCUUGUGGAUACAUUGUUGAGCUGUACUCAACCUGAAGAUCGCCCAGAUGGAAUUGUGUGUGUAUCGCCUUACACUGGACUGGAGGCAGGAGGAAACUCAUGGCAAAACAAUGCUUCAUAUGAUUACAUUCGCCCUGUUGCAUUGGCUCGUAUGGAGGACAGCUAUCUUAUACCUGAAGACAUGCCCCAAGUCAAUUCAGAGACUGCCUUUAAGCUUUUUACGACAACACUUCCACUUGCCGAUGCUCUUCCUCACCGCAUGCUUAUUCUGGUCGGAGGUCACGAAGUUUUACUAGAUGAUGCAGGUCUAUUGGCAGAAAAGGCUCGUAAACACGGUCUUCAGGUCACUCUCGUCCAAGUACCUGAACAGGUCCAUCUGUGGCCAUUACUUGGAAAUAUUGUGGUUAAAGAUCCAGAAGUAAUUCAAAAGACUACUGAGCGAUUUGUCGACUUUGUUGGAUACAGCAGAAAGUCCUAGAUACACACACACACAUAUAUAGAAACCUUUCAAAAAAAAUGAAAAUAUAAAGUAAAUAACUAUCAUACAAAUGUAUAUAUAUUCACACAUAUAUCUAAAAGACCGCCCAAGUUUUUACACAGUGGGCCUUUUUAUUUUCAUUCGUUCAUUCGUUCAUUCUUUCUUUUUAACAACCAAUCAUGAUAGGUAACAAGAGUCUUUGGGGUAUAUAUAUAUAGAUGAAACUCUUGGAGUUAGUAUAAGUACAUACAGUCAACAUCUUGUUGAUUUCUUGGAACUAUAAUAGAGUUUUGAUUAUUACAAGGAUAAUAUCAAAACGUUUUACAUAUAACACCGAAUAUUGUUCGUAGCUCUUAAUAGUGAACAGUAUAGGAUCCAGAAAAACGCAAAUAAAUAUUUCC
This is a messenger RNA of Phycomyces blakesleeanus NRRL 1555(-), 1397 nucleotides long. RefSeq lists its product as hypothetical. Gene Ontology annotation, molecular function: hydrolase activity. The record is from RefSeq and is a predicted model, not a curated record. Bases 25 to 996 code for a protein of 323 amino acids. NCBI's taxonomy places the organism in Eukaryota, Fungi, Mucoromycota, Mucoromycetes, Mucorales, Phycomycetaceae. The transcript has 3 exons.